AUGACUCGCACGGAGAUCCUCUCUAACGGCCAUGCCGAGCCGGCGUCGAACGGCAUGGUCCAAUACCCCUUUGACAAUGUCGUCGAUGCCCUGCGCGCAGCGGCCAACACCACCGAAGGCAUCAUCGCCUACCAGACCAACAACAGUGGCAGCGAGACCACUCCGGCGCAGCACAUCUCCUACAAGGAACUGCUGCGGACCGCCGAGGCCAACGCCGCCCUGCUCCAGAGCAAACACUUGACCACGCCCAAGCAGCCGGUCGUCGUCCACUCCGACAAUGCCGUCGACAGCAUGAUCUGGUACUGGUCUGUGCUCCUGACCGGGGCCAUUCCCACCAUGACGGGGCCCGGCAUGUUCAGCCAGGACGCCGUCGAGCGGAAGAAACAUCUCCUCCAUCUGCACCGCACGUUAGAUGCCCCGCUGUGUCUCACGCGGCGCGCCCUCAUGGGGCCGUUCAAUGAGAACGCCGGUCUGCUGCAAUGUCUGGCGUUUGAAGACCUCAGCCCUAGCCCUGACGGAAGCAACGCCUCCUUGCCGCCGUCCAUCAACCCCUCCCCCAUGGACGUGGCCGCCCUGAUGCUCACUUCCGGCAGCAGCGGCACGGCCAAAGCGGUGCCCAUCACGCACCAGCAGGUGCUGGCAGCGCUCCGCGGCAAGACGGCGGUGGCCCAGCUGUCGCAUCCGACCAGCCCGUUCCUCUCGUGGGUGCACAUGGACCACGUCGCCAACCUCGUGCACUGCCACCUCUUUGCCAUCGUGGCGGGCGUGUCGCAGGUGCAGGUCCCCGCGGCCAACGUACUCGUCGAUCCGAUGCAGCUGCUCAACCUGCUCAGCCGGCACCGCGUCUCGCGCACCUUUGCACCCAACUUCCUCUUCGCCAAGCUGCGCCGCCAAUUCGACGCCGGCCGCACCGACUCGCUCGACGCUGACCUCAACCUCGCGGCCCUGUACCUCGACACCGGCGGCGAGGCGAAUGUGAUCGACGUCUGUGCCGGUCUGCAGCCCAUCCUCGCCCGCUACGGCGCCCCGGCCGACGUCUUCAAGCCCUCCUUCGGCAUGACCGAGACCUGCGCCGGCUGCAUCUUCAACAGCCACUGUCCCAGCUACGACCAGGCCCGGCUGCACGAGUUCGCGUCGCUGGGCACUCCGAUGCCGGGCGUGCGGAUGCGCAUCAGCCGACUGGACGGGUCGGGCGAGGCCGCCCCCGGCGAGCGCGGUCACCUCGAAAUCACCGGCGAGGCCAUCUUCCACGGCUACUACAACAACCCGACCGCCACGGCGGACGCCUUCACGGCGGACGGCUGGUUUCGCACGGGGGAUUUGGCGUACAUCGACGCGGGUGGCCACUUGCACCUCGACGGCCGCACCAAGGAGAUGGUCAACAUCAACGGGGUCAAGUACCUCCCGCACGAGCUGGACGCGGCGCUGGAGCAGGCGGAGAUUCCCGGCGCCACGCCGACGUACUUUUGCUGCUUCGGUACGCGCACGGCGGCGAUGGACACGGAGGUGGUGGCGGUGCUGUACCUGCCGGCGUACGACGAGGCGGACGACGCGGCGCGGUUCGACGCGCAGAGCAGCAUCAUCCGGCUGAUCAGCAUGUACACGCACUCGCGGCCGCGGGUGGUGCCGCUGCGGCGCGAGGACAUGCCCAAGACGACGCUGGGCAAGCUGUCGCGGGCCAAGCUGCAGGCGGCGCUGGAGGCGGGCCAGUUUGCAGCCUACGAAGCGGCUAACGAGGCGGCCAUCCGGCGGCACCGCGACACGAUGCGCGGCGAGCCGGCGUCGGCGGAGGAGGCGACCAUCCUGUCCAUCAUCCGCGAGCAGCUGGAAAUCCCGGAGGCGGACGACUUUGGCGUGACCGACUCGAUCCUGUCGAUGGGCGCCACGUCCAUGGACCUGGUGGCCAUUAUGCAGCGGGUCAACCGGCAGCUGCAACUGCGCAAGACGCUGGCGCUGACGGACAUGCUCAACUAUGCGACGGCGCGCGGAUUGUGCCAGCGCAUCGCGGCGACCAGCGGCACGGGACGGAAGCAUGUGUAUGACCCGGUGGUGGUGUUGCAGCCGCACGGACGCAAGACGCCGCUGUGGCUGGUGCACCCGGGGGUAGGCGAGGUGCUGGUGUUUGUGAACCUGGCGCACCACAUCACGGAUCGGCCGGUGUACGCGUUCCGGGCCAAGGGGUUCAACGCGGCCGAGGGCGAGACGCCAUUCACGUCGCUGGAGGAGGUGUUUGAGACGUACAAGGCGGCGAUGAAGGCGCGGCAGCCCCAGGGGCCGUACGCGAUCGCGGGCUAUUCGUUUGGCGGGAUGGUGGCCUUUGAGAUUGCGAAGCGGCUGGAGGCGGAGGGAGACGAGGUGCGGUACUGCGGAAGCUGGAACCUGCCGCCGCACAUCAAGUGGCGCAUGAAACAGCUGCUGUGGGACGAGUGCAUCAUCCACCUGUUCUACUUUGUCGACCUGAUGGACGAGGAGACGGCGUACACGCACAAGCCCAAGCUGUGCGAGUUGGAGCGGCAGGGGCGGCGGCUGGAGGCGGUGCGGUACCUGCGGCAACACAGCAACCCGGCGCGGUGGGAUGAGCUGGGGCUCUCGGAGGAGUACUACCUGCUGUGGGUGAACCUGGCCUCCAACAUGCAGGGCAUGGCGACCGAGUACGAGCCGUCAGGGAAUGUGAAGCAUCUGGAUGUGUUUGUGGCGGAUCCGUUGACGCAUGUGGCCCGGACGCGCGAGGAGUGGGUGAACGGGCUGUUGGCGGCGUGGAAGGACUUUGUGCGGGAGGGAGUGCGAUACCACCAUGUGGAGGGGGCGCAUUACACGAUGCUGAAGCCGGAGUAUGUGGCGAACUUCGCCAAGACACUGCGGACGGUGUUGAGGGAGCGAGGGGUGUAG
Messenger RNA from Aspergillus terreus NIH2624, 2889 nucleotides. RefSeq names its product non-ribosomal peptide synthetase. Gene Ontology annotation, biological process: secondary metabolic process; biosynthetic process. NCBI's taxonomy places the organism in Eukaryota, Fungi, Ascomycota, Eurotiomycetes, Eurotiales, Aspergillaceae. Bases 1 to 2889 code for a protein of 962 amino acids. The record is from RefSeq and is a predicted model, not a curated record. The transcript has a single exon. Gene Ontology annotation, molecular function: CoA-ligase activity.